AUGAACGGCGAGGGCGCUGCAGAAACUCUAGAGGUGACAGCAAAGGAUGUCCGGGACGCAUGUAUUUCAGUCAAGACCCAGCAAGCAUAUCGCAGCAGCCUUCGUGCGAUGUCCAAGUGGAUUCGUGAUACGAAGAUGGAGCAAGCACCUACUUUCUUUGACGCUAGUGGUAAUAUUGACUUGGACCGCUUCACUCUGGAUGAGUUCGACUCGUUUCUCAUGGAGAAGAGGAAGAAUGUGGGCGUCAGCACGCUCAACGGGUAUCGCAGCGCGCUGAAAGACUUGUAUCGACGUCAAGAUGUCCCCCUACCAAAUACAUUUGAGAAGAAGAUGGCUACACUUUUUUCAGGACUUAAGCGCAUGCAAGCAACUAAAUAUCAGUCCGGUGCACCAAAAGAAUCUGGAAAAGAGCCUCUUCCGUACUCACUCUAUCAGCAGCUAUGCAAAGCUACGCUUGUGCACCAAGAUGCAGGAUAUCUAGGCUAG
Phytophthora nicotianae INRA-310 is the source of this 486-nucleotide messenger RNA. RefSeq lists its product as hypothetical. The transcript has 2 exons. The coding region runs from base 1 to 486 and encodes 161 amino acids. The record is from RefSeq and is a predicted model, not a curated record. NCBI's taxonomy places the organism in Eukaryota, Oomycota, Peronosporomycetes, Peronosporales, Peronosporaceae.